This is a messenger RNA of Lates calcarifer (barramundi perch), 3149 nucleotides long. RefSeq names its product V-set and immunoglobulin domain containing 10 like (gene vsig10l). The transcript has 12 exons. Gene Ontology annotation, molecular function: protein binding. Lineage: Eukaryota; Metazoa; Chordata; Actinopteri; Centropomidae. The record is from RefSeq and is a predicted model, not a curated record. Bases 899 to 3007 code for a protein of 702 amino acids.
CCCUGGAUAGAUGCUGGUGUUUCUGUAAAUGAGAGAAUAAUGAUGAUUGGCACUCAAAAUCACCUUUUAUUGUCCCCAAAAAUCCUAACUUUAAACACUCAACUUUACCACACUAUGUAAUUACCAAUGUAGUAGCAGUCAACACCUACAAAUGGGUAACAAACUGGUUUAUGUGUGAAAAUGUGAAAUAAUUCAAUAUAAUUCAAAUCCAAUACAUGAUUAUUCAGAUUAUUUCAGAAAGUUGAUCGGUUAUCUGGUCAUUGAGAUUGAAGCAACACCCUCCUCCCAGUUUGAUUUAAUUUAUGACAUAAAACAGUCAUUUGGAAAAAUGGUACAGUGAAAUAGAAGUUAGCUUGGUGUUUAAAUGGAGCAAUUUCCAUCAUGGAAAUGUAUCUGGAAGUCAGUGAUAACACAAUUUAUUGGACUAACUACAUUAAAACUGUCAGAACUUUGUCUCUUAGCACCACGUUUCAUGGCUCUUUCUAGAAAAAGAUUAGGCGAUAACGAACCAUCAAGAUAAAGCAUUAUCAACACAUUGAAUCUCCACAGACAUUUAACGUGACACACUGUCAACUGGAGCAACACUGGCUUGCUAACAAAACACAUAAAGUAGGUACUGUUAUGUGUAAUCAGAUGAGGGGCGUGGCCUCACGUGUACAAUCAAGGCAUUGACUCAGCACAGGUGAGCUAUUCACGCGCACUGCUGUCAGCUCCAGCUCGAGGGCGCACAAGAGGAGACACAGGUGGCACAGUCACUGUUGUACAAGACCACAAGGACGUUUCUUCGUCUGCGGUUUUAAGUGCUGAAAAUAUAACUGAAAAAUCUGCGGACUUUAUUUUGUUAGAAGGUGCUUUUUUGAUUUUGUGAGCUUCUUUGCUGUCGCCCUGUUUUACUGAAAUGACGUGGAUGGAUGAAUUUUGGAGACUAAAUGCAGUUUUUUUGGUCAUUUUACUCAGCUUUUCUUUUCAAGGUGCCCACUGUGAACUGGUGGUUUCUCCUGUUGUUCCUACUUUGGUGAAGGCUGCAGCUGGCAGCACAGUGACUCUGGCUGUGUCCUUCAGUGGUGCCCCUGACCCAACGGUUACCUGGUUUAAGGAAAAUUUACCUGUUGUCACAUGGACUAUUGACUCCAGUUCUCCCCCAGACAUAGCCCCAAACUACAGGCAGGUGCUGAGGAUGAGGAAAGAUGGAUCCCUUACCUUUGUAAAUGUGACGCGUAACUACACCAGUAACUACACCAUGAAAAUGACCAAGUCUGGAUUGGGUACAGCUGUGACCUAUUUCACUCUGUUAGUCUUUGACAACAUCCAGAAUGUGGAGCUGCACCUGCAGCCGGAUCCUGUCAAAGAGGGAAUUGACGACUUCACCCUGCAAUACGUCAUGUCGCAAGGAGAUGUUGAGCAACAGAUGUGGUUCUUCAAUGCGAAAGAGAUAAAAACAGACUCACGCUACUCGGUGGAGCAAAACAGCCUUGUGGUCCGCAGACCAAAGCGAAGCGACACAGGGCAGUACACAGUGAAACUGGAGAACCCCUUCAGCACUGUGGAAACUGACAUGAAUGUCACUGUGCUGUAUGGACCAGAUGAGCCGAUACUUGAGGCCCGUCCAGAUCGGCCUUUCUAUUUAUCAGGGGACUCUCUGAGUCUCUUCUGCCAGGCUGAAGGACUCCCACAGCCGACCGCUGUGUGGGUCUUCGGUGGUGAGAACCUUUCCCACGAUGGAGUCCUAAAUCUAACAAAUGUACAGACCAGUCAAGGAGGCAAUUACACAUGCAUGGUUCUCAAUGGGCAGACUAAAGAACAGCGCCAGAAGAACAUGACUUUAAAUGUUUACGAGAGGCCGUCGGGCAACCCAGUAUGCUCUGUACAGUCGGUAAAUAGGAACACUGGCCUGCAGUAUCACUGUCUGUGGUGGGGUGGAACCCCACUAGCCUGGCUGUCUUUCCCAGCACUAAGCAAUACCAGCAGUGGAGCAGGGAACUUCAACCUGACAGUCACUACCUCAGAUAACUUAAACAGGAAAACUAUCACAUGUGUGGCAGUCCACCCAGUUGAACAGAAUCAGUGCAACGUUACUGCAAGUAGUCCAGUCGACUUCCUCCCAGCUGUGAGAACCACAUUUGACUUAGGUGAGGGCAAAAUAGUGGUCACUAUCCAAUGUGUCAGUGAGGCCUCACCUGAGGCUGUGGUGUCCUGGUCCAAAGGCAGCGAGGCUGUCAUCAGUGGGUCAACUUACCAGAUCAGCAACAACACCACACAACUUGAGAUUCGUUAUUACAAUGUCAGCAGCUUUCUCCUCCAAAAGUACGCCUGCACCUGCCUAAACCCCCUGGGCAGCCGGAGACGGGAGAUACAGCUGCGAGGACCGUCGAUCUCAGAUUUCAGAUUGUUCCCUAAUCAAGCUCGAACUGUCGUCACGUUAACCUGGGAGGUCCCGCCUGCCUCUGUUGUCACAGGGUUUGAUAUCCAGAUGAAAGGACCCAACCUUCCCAGUGAAAAUCAUAAUGGCAGCCAAAUUAGAGGCAGCUCAAACAAAUAUCGCACCAUUCAGCUGAAACCUGGCUCUGCUCGGAGUGCGGACGUCUUUAACCUUGAUCCUGACUCGACAUACCGGUUUCGGGUCGUCCCCAAAGCUCGUAUAACUGAAGGAAAACCAUCUGAGGUCCAGAUACUUGGUCCAGGUGGAGGGCUGAGUGGUCCUGCCAUUGCUGGCAUUGCAGCUGGAAUCCCCUGCAGCCUUCUCUUCCUGCUCCUGCUCGGUGGCUUCAUCUACCUCUGUGUCUACUGCAACAAGAACAAAAGUAGCCGGCAAACAAGAUAUCCAGUGUCCAGAGCAGUCGAGAAGGCAAUAACAGCCCAACCUGAUUCAACUCCCCAUAACUUGCUGACAGGGGGGCUGAAGUCUCCCCCUGAUUACAACAGAUUACAUCAGACUCCCUCUGAUAGAUCAGUGGCUCUCCCCACAUUUGUCCCUCCACAGCCUGUCAGAGUCGCUACAACGGUCUAAACCAUAACAUUUAUUUUAUAUGUGUAUACUAAUUUUAUGUAACAUUCAUUAUUUUUCUGUUUUAUUUUAAUCUGAAAUUGUCUAUAUUUGUAUUAUUUUAACUGAAACAAGGAUUAAUGUCAUAAACUGGUUUAAAUCUCUA